Messenger RNA from Dioscorea cayenensis subsp. rotundata (Guinea yam), 852 nucleotides. RefSeq lists its product as uncharacterized. Bases 28 to 561 code for a protein of 177 amino acids. The transcript is spliced from 2 exons. The record is from RefSeq and is a predicted model, not a curated record. Lineage: Eukaryota; Viridiplantae; Streptophyta; Magnoliopsida; Dioscoreales; Dioscoreaceae.
UGCCCAAACUUGUCAAGCCCUGCAAACAUGAAGGUUGUCACUCCUAGUGGAAGCCAUGGGUUGCCGAAUACCAAAGGUGGCCCCUCAUCAUUGCUUGAUAGAUGGAGAACUGGUGGUGGUUGUGAUUGUGGUGGUUGGGACAUGGGAUGUCCAAUUGUUAUUUUUGACAAUUCGCGUGGGAGUAAGACAAAUCAUACACGCCAUGAAAGCCAAAAGGUAAUGAUGCUGUUCUCACAGGGAAAGAAAGACAAAGUACCUGCUUUGACAGUCACAGCUGAAGGAAAAGGAGUGUAUUCAGUUCAAUUCCAUGCACAAUUAUCGGCAUUACAGGCAUUCUCAAUUUGUAUUGCAAUGUUACAUGGUUCCGAAACUUCCGGUGGUUGUGAAGAGAACAGACUAAGACUGUACUCUAACUCACUGAAGUUACUACUUGAGGAGGAAGUGAGGAACCUAAUUGAAGCAGUAGCAAAGGAUGAAAAGAAAAAAACGAAGAAGAGGUUGGAACAAAUCCAUCCAUCCUUCCUUCUAGACCCACCCUUUUCGCCAAUCGGACGGGUCUAGACCAACAUGUAUGAUAUUACUGACGACUGUGGAGCUUCAGUCCAUGUGCAAGCCAUGAGGUUUCUAGGAAAAUCGGUUUAGGAUUUAGCUAAGUAUAAUUCAAUUCAUUUCUAAUUUUGUUGAAGGUUGUCUAUAGAAGUUCUCAGUUAUGGAAAGGAAAUAUUCAGCGUUGAUUUAGUUCAAGUGAUCUGUACAUGAUGGUGAUGGUAAUAAUCCAGUUAAACAUAAUGUACUACUUUACUUUGUAAGAGAAGUUAAACUUUGAAGCAAUAGAAAGCUCUUUUCAUUGAA